Molecule: messenger RNA, 1059 nt
Organism: Brenthis ino (lesser marbled fritillary)
Lineage: Eukaryota; Metazoa; Arthropoda; Insecta; Lepidoptera; Nymphalidae
Source: the annotation of a GenBank genome assembly
AUGUUGAAGCAUGCACAGCGGCCGCCGGCGGCGAGCGAUGAUCACCGCUACCAAAACAUGCCGCGGCGGCCGCACCACCAUCUACCCUUAAAUGUGUCUACUUUGGACUCCUCGAAACAUUCAGUUGGUGGUACAUCAGCCAGCGUCAGUCCUGGAGCUCAGCCUCCCACGUCCAAUCCUGUGAUCACUCCAGUUCCUGUGGCAUCACCUCCCAAACUUGCAAAUGGAACUGCUGCAGGAGUUCCAUCAAGCCGGCCGGCUACCUCGAGGACUCGUAGCACGCGGGCAGCUACAGAGGAAGCCCUGACGUCCUUAGCCCUAUUGUGCCUUAUCAGUCUACUACUAGCGCUACUUGCGUUGCUCUUCCUCCUGAAGAUAUCAGCUCCGGCGACGAGCGCUCCCGAGGAAUUCGCAGUGGUGUACGAAGUGACGUUAGCCUUGUGUGCGUUGACACUAUCCUUGAACCUCUGUUGUCUGUUAGUUUGUGCGAUCCAGUUCUUGUUUGCGGUGAAGCUAGUGCACUCCCCCUCGGCACCUAACGGCCGGUCAAAUAAAUAUUUGCAAAAGUCGGCCAUUACAAGGGUUUGCGCCGUUGGAGGCUUUUUUAUCUCAAUUCCGGUAUUUUUAACGGGUAUUAUCCUGUACACAUUUAUCCAGUUUCAUUCAACCCCAGCGAUCGUUACAUCAGUAUUUAUUGGCGUUGGCAUCGUUUUUUGCGGCUGCGCUAUGGUUCACAAUGUCUUUGUUUGGCAAAAGGAGAAGACAAACUUAGUUAAAGCAUUUCGUACUCAAGACUUAAACACAAGUAACAUGAAUACUUCGAAUGGUGUGAUAAUGAAUGGACAUUUGAAUAAUACGGGAGGGAAUUUAAGUUUUCAUAGCAUGACAGGUGCGCCCGCGCCGUUUACGCAUCCAAUAACGCUUCUGCAACAAGGUGGCCCAUAUAUUAUUAGGCCACCAACAAGUACGCCGCCCGGCGGUACUGCUGAGGCUGCGGCGGGAGUGCCGGCCGCCACCGUCGACCUCAGCCACGACGCGCACGAACUGAGCACGCUGGUG